This is a messenger RNA of Anguilla anguilla (European eel), 2708 nucleotides long. It is a transcript of the gene r3hdm4, whose product is annotated as R3H domain containing 4. Lineage: Eukaryota; Metazoa; Chordata; Actinopteri; Anguilliformes; Anguillidae. Gene Ontology annotation, molecular function: nucleic acid binding. The transcript is spliced from 8 exons. The coding region runs from base 191 to 976 and encodes 261 amino acids. The record is from RefSeq and is a predicted model, not a curated record.
AGUCUUGAAAGCCGAGGAAGGCACUCGCUUUCCAGCUGACGUUAACAGUCUAAGACAGACAGCUAGCUAGCUAAUCACUUUAGUCAACCAAAACUACCUUGAAAUUUGGAGAACGAGUUUUCCUAAUUUUGUGUAAAAAAAAAAAAAAAAGUUUAGCUAGCUAGCUGUCGUAAGUUCUUCGCUUUGUAAAAUGGUUGUGUUGACUAAUAACAAUAGCAACAAUGAAGAACAAGAUUAUAUAUGUCUCCCUGCCCUGAUUGAAGAGCGCCACAACUCAUCACCUGGCUCACCAGCCAAACGUGUGUCUCCUGCCAAGAGGAAGCAGUUCUUUAUCAACCAGGCCAUACGCAACUCUGACCUCACACCCAGAGCCAAAGGCAGGAAGAGCCAGAGACGACAGGAGAACACUCGUUACCUGGCCAACCUGCUGGAGAGAGAUGAGUGCUCCAAAGAUGAAGGUGAAAUGUGUGGGGACCCAGCCUCACCGUCCAUUUUCACAGAGGCAUGUAACAAUGGAAACUAUGUGCAGUCCUGGAACGACUUCAUGAAUCGCUCCGGUGAAGAGCAAGAAAAACUUCUGGCUCUUCUGGAAGAGGAGGCCAAGAGGAGCCGCACUGCGAAGCUCCCCAAAGACCAGAGAGAGGUGGACCCGGCCUACAGUGCUCAGGACUACUUUCAAAGGAUUGACCGAAGGCUGCGAGCCACACUGAAGCGCAAACAGAUUCCCCUUGGGACAUUGGAAGUCCUGGAGGAGGAUCUGCUGCGUUUUUUCGCAGCUCAGCCCCACUCUGUUUACACCACUAGGCUUGGCAGCAGCUUUGAGAGACUGCUGCUUCAUGCUGUCUGCCAGUAUAUGGAUCUAGUUUCAGCAAGUUCUGACUGCAAUGGUGCUCGUCAAACCGAGGUGGUGAACAAGCAAGAUGAAUUCCUGCCCCCGAGUCCGCUGCUGUCAGCCUACCUGGAGCAGUUGUUAUAAGGGGGGGGUAGUGGAGGGGGGGGGGGGUCACUGCCUCAGAGUGUAGCCUGUACUUACAUAGCCAGUACGACUUCGUUAAGCAGCUUUAGAGUGAAGAUAGGAGGUUUGCCUGUUGUGAAUGUACUGUAUGUUGUGCACUUGGAUGCCAUGCCAGAAAAAUGUAAUGGAGACAGGCUUGAAAGUGUGUCUCACAAAAUACAUAAAGCUUCAGGUUGUUCAUCCUGCCUAAAACUUAGUUUGGAUGGUGUGUUUGUCCUUGUUUUUGUGAGCAGCACAGCACAUCCAAAUAGGAAGGUUUUGAGUUUGCACAUCAUUAAUAUACUGUAGGUGUGAAUACAUUAUCAUCAGACUGCAUCACCUACCUAUUCUUCCCUAACGAUGGUACAGGGUACAUUCAGGUCUGUUUCUGCAUGAAAAAAAACCCAUUUAAUUCCUUCUCAUCUAUCUAUUUAAUUUAGAUAAUAUGCUUAUAGUGUGUUUUCAGUUUGCGUUUCCUAUAGAAUUCAAAAUGGGGCUAACUUUGGAUAAUUCACUUCAUAUCUAUGAGCUGCUUAUUGGUUAGAACAUGUAGGAAGAUUAUAUAGCCAUACUUUUCAAAGUUACAUGAAUGCCAAAUGGUCAGUGUUACAGGAUAUAAUUAGUUAUAUGAAUGUUUUCUGGCCUUAUUUUAAUAUCUAAGCAGUUCCGAUCUGGAUCAUGUCGCUAAGCAUCGUUCCAGUAGUAUAUGUACUGUAUAAAAAUUUAGUAAUAGCACAUUAGAAGGUAGAAAACGAUCAAUAUGAAUUAUUUUACAUUUCACUUAUAUACUUGCUUUUUAAACGAUAAAUAUAAACAAAUUGAUAUUGUCUUCUUGGAUUCCAUAUUUUCUCGUAAUGAAGUUCAACUGUACUUGCUCUGUUUCAGGGCAGUCAUUGUUGACGAAUUUGGUGCUGUUUUGUGUGUGCUUUUCUUAUGCAUAAGUCUGUAAAUCAUAGCUUGUAGUUUUUAACUGAAACACUUGUGAUCUGAACUAAAAUUCAUCAUUUACAAAUACAGGUGUUGGAGAUAUUCUGAAGGACAGUUUACAUGGCUGUGCACUUAUAUAGAAAUAUUACCAGUCUAUUAAUGGCAGCCAGUCAUUUGGUACUACUGUAUGACUGUGUUGCAGUAGCCUUGUGAAUUGCACCAAAUUCUAAGCACUAGGAAUAUCUUCAGACCUAAUGAACUCUUUUGCAGGUUAUAGAGAUCGUCUACUCUCAUUGGCCAACCAUUUACUAGCACUUAAGCCUUAUGUAUGCAUGAGGAUCUAUCGGUUAUGCCUAUUUAUAUAUACAUAGAUAUUUGCGUGCCUGUGUGUAUGCAAGCUGUUGUACCAUGGGUGGGGGGAGCUAACAUCCAGGUUAUUUGACAUUUUUGGGGAAUUUUUAUAUGAACUUGAGUUUAUAGACACUUCACCAGCCAGUGGUGUCAGUAACCAAAGUUGUGUGUGCAUGUGAUCAUUUAUCUGUGUUAAAAUGUCAUCUUCACCCCAAAGUCUCUAAAGUGCUCGGCCACUUCAGUUUGUGUUUAAACACAUCAUAUUUAUCUGAUUUUAACUGGUUUUUCCAGUGUGGGCAUUUUAAAGUGAUCACUUUGUGAUGUCACACCCUAACAUUUUCACAAACUGAUACACUGCUACCUUUACAAAUCUCGUGGUUAUAUACAAUUAAGCAUCUGUUUGACAAAAUAAAAAGAUAUGAGUAAUCAUCUCACA